This is a messenger RNA of Pseudomassariella vexata, 1467 nucleotides long. Its product is annotated as DHHC palmitoyltransferase-domain-containing protein. The transcript has a single exon. Lineage: Eukaryota; Fungi; Ascomycota; Sordariomycetes; Amphisphaeriales; Pseudomassariaceae. Gene Ontology annotation, cellular component: endoplasmic reticulum membrane; Golgi apparatus; endoplasmic reticulum. Gene Ontology annotation, biological process: protein targeting to membrane; peptidyl-L-cysteine S-palmitoylation. The annotation marks the transcript as partial. Gene Ontology annotation, molecular function: protein-cysteine S-palmitoyltransferase activity. The record is from RefSeq and is a predicted model, not a curated record.
GUGCAGAAACUCGCCAUCCCCGCCGUCUGUCUCCUAAUCGCCUUCCUAGGCUACGGCUCGCAACUCCUCUUCGCCUCCUCCCCCGACCUAGCUCCGGGUCCUCUCACAAAGACCGAAAAAUAUGCAUUCAACACCCUCCUACUCUGCCUAUGGUGGACGUACUGCAAGGCCUGCUCGGUCGACCCGGGACGGUACACCUUCCCACCUUCCCCCCGCGCUCAGAAACCUAUCGAUCCGACGAACGCGAAGGCAAGCGCAAGCGACGACGAAGAAGCCGAUGAAGCAGAAGCACAAACAGAGGGCGAGGACAAGGGAACUACGCACACAAAAAGAAAACGCCACUGCCGCAAAUGCGCCCGUCCCAAACCUUCCCGCGCCCACCACUGCCGCACCUGCGCGCGCUGCAUCCCGAAAAUGGACCAUCACUGCCCCUGGACAGCGAACUGCGUCUCGCUGCAAACCUUCCCGCACUUCCUCCGUUUUCUGGCCUACACCAACGUCUCCCUCUGGAUGCUCCUCUACCUCUUAUCGCAACGCUUCCUCGCGCUAUGGUCCAACCGCCAUCUCCCCGCGUACCUAGGCCCCAGCUUCCUCGAGCUCGUUUGGUUGACCGUGUUCGCGUUUGUGGGCGCGGUGAUGAGUUUCGCGUUGGGGAUCAUGUUGGGAACUACGGUGAAGGGGUGGUUGUUUAACACGACUAUGAUCGAGGGGUGGGAGAUUGAGAAGCAUGAGGCGGUGGUGGAGAGGAGUGAGAGAGGGGAGGGGUGGUGGCGGACUGGGGAUGAUGCCGGAACGGGAACCUUACAGUCGGUUAUUGAUCCGGUCGAGUUCCCGUAUGAUGUGGGCGUGUUUGAGAAUAUGGCGCAGGCCAUGGGAACGAAUAAUGUGUUGCUGUGGUUCUUCCCCUUCGCCGGCGGACCUCAGGUGGCGCCGAACAGGGACGGGAAGGGGAAGGGGUGCGGAUGGGAGUACGAGGAGAACGGGCUGAACGACCGUGAAGAUAUGUGGCCGCCGACUGAUCCGGAGAAGGCAAGGAAUGCCAAGAUGUGGCGGAGUCGGAAGAAGGAGAUGGAGGCUGAGAGGGAGCAUUACGAGGACGGCGGGAGAUGGGCCACCCCUGAGGAGCAAAGGGAAGCGUUCCGGCAGAGACAGGAGCAGGACUUGCGACGGUGGGAGAGAACUAGGAAUCAGGUCUUGGGGGAGCUGGAGGAAGUGGACGAUUAUGACGUCGUUGACGAGGCUUAUAAUCACUCUACGACUCGGGCAUCCUUUGGUGGACCGAUAAUUGUCAACGAAGGCAGAUCGGGCUGGGUUAAUGAGGACGGGGAGCAGUUGGCCGACUAUGGCGUCGACGAGGAUGCUGAGUUUGACGAGCCGGACGUUGAUGCGCUCCACGAAGAUCAGGAAGAUGACGACAUCCCAUUGGGUGAGCUGCUACGACGACGCAAAGUUUUAACGAAAGAUGGC